This is a messenger RNA of Andrographis paniculata, 2102 nucleotides long. RefSeq names its product putative pentatricopeptide repeat-containing protein At1g12700, mitochondrial. The transcript has a single exon. Bases 120 to 1985 code for a protein of 621 amino acids. Gene Ontology annotation, molecular function: protein binding. The record is from RefSeq and is a predicted model, not a curated record. NCBI's taxonomy places the organism in Eukaryota, Viridiplantae, Streptophyta, Magnoliopsida, Lamiales, Acanthaceae.
UUUGCCGAAUUGGGAAAACUCACAUCACUCGAGCAAAUCCCCAUUUCUUCGAUCCCUCCCAACUCUUCCCCUCAAAUCCUAACCUCCCGAUUUGCAAUUGCAGCAGCUAAGACUCUCAAAUGAAGAACAAGAAGGGCUUCAAUCUCAAUCUGGGGAUAUUAUUGCCUAUUCACAAUCCAACGCGUUUCGCUUCAGCUUUAGCUUCAGGUAUUUUCUCUCGUCUCGGUUUCACACUUGUUCCUCUUUCUUCCCAUCGUCCUUUUGGAACUCACUCUUUGGUAAAUUGCUGGAAUAUUAGUAAGGUUAACGAUGCGCUUAAUAUGUUCGAUCAAAUGUCCCGAACAAUGCCUUUUCCUAGCGUCAAAGAAUUCACUAAAUUGCUGUCCUCCGUGGUCAAGUUGAAAGAGUAUAAUGUUGCCAUUUCCCUUUUCAAGGAUAUGCUUUAUUUGGGGAUUCCAGUAGACAGUUGUACCCUCAAUGUUGCCAUCAAUAGUUACUGCUCAUCGCAUCAUACUGAUUGUGGAUUUUCUAUUCUGGGUUGGUUCUUUAAGCUUGGUCGGGUACCCUAUGAGCAAACAUUCAAUCCAUUAGUGAAGGGUUUGUUUAGAGAAGACAGGAUUAAUGAGGCACAAAUCUUGUUUAAAAGAAUAGUAAGAGAGAGGUUGUGUGAGACCGAAGUGGUUUUAUAUAGGUGCGUAGUAGAUGGACUUUGCAAAGUAGGAAGAACCGCGGAAGCUCUUGAACUGAUCGACGAAAGGGAGAAAUGUGGUUUUCCAGCAGACAAGCAUAUGCUAAACAACUUCAUUCACAGUUUGUGCAGUAAUGGAAAUAUUGAUGAUGCGUUCAAGAUAUUCUAUGAGAUGCCUAUGAGAGGUGUCUUUCCCAAUAUUUUCACCUACAAUUCUUUGAUUUUGGGAUUAUGUAAGUUGAAUCGAUGGGACGAAGUGAAAUUGAUGCUCAAGGAGAUGAUAGGUUGCAAAAUCUAUCCGGAUGUUAUCACAUUUAAUACAUUGAUUAAUGUGUUAUGCAAGAAAGGUUUGAUGGAUCUGGCAGAGGAUGUGCUUGAUGUCAUGAAGCGGAAAGAUGUGGAUCCUGAUGUUGUUUCAUAUAAUGAAUUGAUGGAUGGAUAUUGCUUGCACGGACGAAUGGAUGACGCUAAAAAAGUUUUUGAUUCAAUGGCUUGCUGGAAUAUAUCUCCGAAUGUUUACAGCUACAAUAUUCUAAUUCAUGGGUAUUGCAUGGUGAGCAAUAUGAAAGAAGCUAAGCGUGUAUAUAAGGAGAUGUUGCACAAUAAUGUGAAGCCAGAUCGGGUUACAUAUACUGUUUUCUUGAAGCAGUUGUUUCAUGCACAUAGAUAUGCAGCUGCAAUGCGACUUUUUGAUGAAUCGAGGAUGGCUGGGGUAAAGCCUAAUUUUUAUACCUAUUGUGUCAUGUUAUAUGGUCUAUGCCUGUGUGGGAAAGUUGAAGAAGCAUUAGAGUUCCUACGUGUAUUGGAGCAUAAUGGUGUAUCUCUCUAUAAUAAUUACUACAAUAUUGUGAUGAUUGGGUUGUGCAAUUCGAAGAAUCUUGAUAUGGCUUGCGAUGUGUUUAACAAUCUCCAUUAUAGGGGCUUGGAACCAGAUAUUGUAACUUAUAGUAUAUUGAUACGAGGAUGUUGUGACUAUGGAUUGCUCGAGAAAGCUGAAACUUUUCUUUCAAAAAUGAAGCAAGACAAAUUAAUGCCAGAUGCCGUCAUCUGUAAUACUAUCAUUAGAGGAAUCAUGUUGCAUGGUGAAUAUGAUGAUGCAGUAGCAGUUUGUGAAGAAAUGUAUGCAAAAGGAUUCUCCCUCGAUUCAUCUACGGUUGCAUUGCUGCUCAGUUCGAGGGAUUUUCAUGCCACUCUUUAUAAAAUAGUUCGUAAGUUUGGUUCGAGUAUUCUUAAACAAAGUUUUCAAGGAGGUAAGAAAGUGUUUGUUCCUCCUGGUGCACAUUUGCUGAGAAACUAGUAAUUAUUUGUUUGUUUUUGUUGUCCUGUGAUUUAUGAAUGCAUUUGGAAUGUUAUUAAUGUGUAGUUAUUUAGUCUCGUGAAAAAUUGUUUCUUAAGCCCAUUUUUACUAAUUACA